AUGAGAUCAAUUUGCACAUUCUGUGCGUUAGCCUUAGCUAGCAGUUUAAUUUUAGUGAACGCAGAAGAAGCAAAAAAGGAAGAAAAAGACGGCAAAAAGGAUGUAGGAACUGUAAUUGGUAUCGAUCUUGGAACAACUUAUUCUUGGUGAGUAAAGUAACUGAUGUGGGAAUCUUGAAGUGAAUUUUUUUUCUCUAGUAUUCUAUCGUUGUCUUGUUAUCUUUCCGAAGCGUUCAGUCUCGGAAAAGUCGCUAAAGGUUGAUUCUUCGGUUGAACUUCUUUUCCAUGUCCUGAAUGUUACAGUGAACUCGUAGCUUUAAACCGAUCGUGUAAAUUGCGUAAUCUUUGAUUUUCACUAUACUCAGUCCUAAAUUAUAUCUCUUUCAAUGUUGCAGUGUUGGUGUAUUUAAAAAUGGCAGAGUUGAGAUCAUCGCAAACGAACAGGGAAACCGAAUUACCCCAUCUUACGUGGCCUUCACUCCAGAGAACGAGCGUCUCAUUGGUGAUGGAGCGAAAAAUCAGCUGACUACAAAUCCAGAGAAUACUGUUUUUGACGCGAAACGGUUGAUCGGUAGGACAUGGGAUGAUAAAGCUGUUCAAGGCGACAUCAAGUUCUUCCCAUUCAAAGUUAUCGAAAAGAACAAGAAGCCACACAUUCAGAUUUCGGUGAAGGGAGAACAGAAAACAUUUGCAGCUGAGGAAAUCAGUGCUAUGGUUUUAACGAAAAUGAAGGUAAGAUCAACUGAUGGUUUAAGGGGAAAAAAUUAAAAAAUGUUGUAGAAAGAUUUGAAACCGAGCAUUAGACCCUUGAAGGUGCUUAUUCCUUUUAAGGUUACCGGUGCUGCGAUCUUAAAUAAUGACUUCACAGGUUCAGGGAAAUUUAUUUAUAAACAUUAACUUAAUUAUUCAGUUAGGUUUUCAAAUUGAUGGUUAUUUUAUCACAUGUAUCCAAUGUCUUCACUGUAGCUUUACUGGUACUCAAAUGAACCCUUAACAAUCUAAUAUCACUAUCCAUAUUCUCCUAAAUCUCCUCCAUACAUAUCCUUGGGUACAGAUGAGGAGAAUUUGUCAAAUAAUCAAAACAUAUUGGGUUGGUGAUCAUUUCCUUUAUUCUAGUGCUCUCAGUGAAUGACUUGGCAGUAUUACUGUGACAAGGAAUUGCAUGCUAGUCACUCUUUGGGUUUAAAGGGUCAAUACAUAUGAGUUUCCUGAUAUGUGUCACAUAAUUUCAACUAACUUUGAAAACAGGUAAAGUGAUACCCAUGGUUCUGGGGCUCCCUCAUCAUUUCAUGACAGAGUGUUGCCCUGCGUUGUUCAAAGGCAAAAUAAGUUGAGCAUGAGAUAGAUUGACUUGCAUCAGAUUCACUUCCAGCUAAAAAUAGUACAUUAUUUAGUGGUUUAUGUUUUAUCUCUUGGAAAGCCUCAUCCUAUUAUUCAUCAACAACUGACCCACCAGCCAUAAUUGGUUUUUUAACCCUUUAACUCCUAUGAGUGACCAAGACAGAAUUUCUCCUUACAAUAUUGGUGUAAUAUCAAGCAUACAAGUGAUGACAAGAAAGGAAAAUAUCAGUCAAGGGAUUAUUUGUUGAUCCAAUACCAAAUCCUCUAAACUAACUUUACAAGAACCUUAUGGGAGAGAGAGGAAGGAGAACUAGGGUUGUCUGGAUCUUAAACAGGCAUUGUAACAAAAUCCAGGUUUCCAAAAUUUGGUUGGCAUACUCCUUCUUUCACCCUGAUGUAACUGAAUCAUUUUUCUUUUAUUGACCUUGUAGGAAAUUGCAGAAGCCUACUUGUCAAAGAAAGUUACACAUGCUGUGGUUACUGUCCCUGCCUACUUCAAUGAUGCUCAGCGUCAGGCUACCAAGGAUGCUGGAACCAUUGCUGGCCUUAAUGUGAUGAGAAUCAUCAAUGAGCCAACAGCUGCUGCCAUUGCUUAUGGUCUUGACAAAAAGGAGGGAGAAAAGAACAUCUUAGUGUUUGAUCUAGGAGGUGGAACCUUUGAUGUGUCUCUUCUGACUAUUGACAAUGGAGUUUUUGAGGUGGUAGCCACCAAUGGUGACACUCAUCUUGGUAAGUUGCUUUGAUAUGAAGAUUGUGGUGAAUGGUUAACUUUCCCUGGUAAUACUUCAAUCAAGGAAAGUUCCUGAAAGAGAUCGUAUUGAAUUGUUAACAAGGUCAAAUAACAGCCAAAAAUAAAAUGCAAGUCAAAAGUCUUGAUAUUUAAUGUUACUUUUCAAUUCGUAGAAUUUGAUUUGUUAUAAUACUCCUCCUCUCUAACUUUUAUCCUUUAUCUAUAUCUUGGUAGGUGGUGAAGACUUUGAUCAGAAAAUCAUGGACUACUUCAUCAAGAUGUACAAGAAGAAGAAGGGCAAGGACAUUCGCAAGGACAACAGAGCUGUUCAGAAACUGCGUCGUGAAGUUGAGAAAGCUAAACGUGCCCUUAGUACACAGCACCAGGCUAGAAUUGAAAUUGAAUCAUUCUUUGAUGGAGAGGACUUCUCAGAGACUUUGACAAGAGCCCGCUUUGAGCAGGAAAAUAAUGUAAGUGGAAAGAUAUUUUGUUCACCUUCAUUUUUGAUGGGCCCUUCCUUUUGAAAGAAGUAAGUCUGUUGUUAGAUACUUGGUGAAGAUUCUGACAUUUUAUGUAAACAUUUUCUGGCACUGUUAAGCAUGUUUACUCAUUUUCUCUUUCAAUUGGUUGCUUUAGUUAUUGUAACUAAUAGUAAUGUCACUUAAUAUUUGCAGGAUGCUUUCAAAUCCACACUGAAGCCAGUGAGGAAGGUUCUGGAAGAUGCUGACCUGCAGAAGAAAGACAUUCAUGAAAUUGUUCUUGUUGGUGGCUCCACCCGUAUUCCAAAAAUCCAACAGCUUGUCAAGGAGUUCUUUGAUGGUAAAGAGCCAAGCCGUGGCAUCAACCCUGACGAGGCUGUAGCUUAUGGAGCAGCUGUUCAGGCCGGAGUAUUGGGUGGAGAAGAAGAUACUGGAGAAGUAGUGCUUCUUGAUGUUAAUCCCCUUACUUUGGGUAUCGAGACUGUGGGUGGAGUUAUGACCAAGCUCAUUAACAGAAACUCCGUCAUUCCAACAAAGAAGGCACAGGUAUUCUCCACAGCUGCAGACAACCAGAACACAGUUACUAUCCAGGUUUAUGAAGGUGAGCGACCCAUGACCAAAGACAACCAUCUUCUUGGCAAAUUUGACCUGACUGGAAUUCCUCCUGCUCCUCGUGGUGUACCGCAGAUUGAGGUCACCUUUGAAAUUGAUGUCAAUGGUAUCUUGAGAGUGUCAGCAGAGGACAAGGGCACUGGAAACAAGGAGAAGAUCACAAUCACCAAUGACCAGAACAGGCUGUCUCCAGAAGAUAUUGAGCGUAUGGUAAAUGAUGCAGAGAAGUUUGCUGACGAUGACAAGAAAGUUAAGGAACGUGUGGAAGCACGGAAUGAGUUGGAGAGCUACACAUACUCAUUGAAGAACCAGGUUGGUGAUAAAGAAAAGCUUGGUGGAAAACUUUCUGAAGAAGACAAAGAAACAAUCAACAAAGCUGUAGAGGACAAGAUUUCCUGGCUUGAUAAGAAUGCUGAUGCUGAGGCAGAAGAUUACAAAAAGCAAAAGAAAGAGCUUGAAGACAUUGUUCAACCUCUUGUUAGUAAGUUGUACCAAGGACAAGGCCCAGGUGGGGAGGGAGCUCCUCCACCUGAGGAGAAGCCUGAAGAGGAGCACGAUAAAGAUGAGCUUUAA
Pocillopora meandrina is the source of this 3734-nucleotide messenger RNA. NCBI's taxonomy places the organism in Eukaryota, Metazoa, Cnidaria, Anthozoa, Scleractinia, Pocilloporidae. The record is from the annotation of a GenBank genome assembly.